UUGCAGUGCACUGGACUGUACAGAACUGGGUAGCAUCCACACUGUCUAUGAGGGUGCGGUCCGGCUGCACUGAGAGCAACAACACUGACAGAUAGAGAGAGAGAGAAGGAAUAAGAAAGAAGAGGAGGGAGAGAUAUCACCACAAGAGGAAUACAGCAAGGGAUGAAAGGAGACACCCCUGUGAACAGCACCAUGAGCGUCGGUCAGGCCAGGAAGCUGGUGGAACAGCUGAAGAUUGAAGCCAGUUUUUGUCGGAUCAAGGUGUCUAAGGCAGCGGCGGACUUGAUGGCAUACUGUGAUGCCCACGCAUGUGAGGACCCUCUCAUCACCCCUGUGCCCACUUCAGAAAACCCGUUCAGGGAGAAAAAGUUCUUCUGUGCUCUGCUCUGAACAGGACACUGGAGGGGCAGAAUUAGUCUCAUUUAGAUGAUAAUGAUUUAUGUACGCACAUCACACAACACAACACAUUACUCGACACAGCAAAAUAAAUCCCAAAUUGAGCUUUAAUAAAUGCAAAUCUCAGCAGUUGACAGCGCCAAAUUGACAAAAACAUGCUUGUGAGAAUAUUUUUACUCUCCUGUUUUUUUUUGGGGGGGGGGGGGGGGGGCUUGUUCCUUUU
Carassius carassius (crucian carp) is the source of this 619-nucleotide messenger RNA. RefSeq names its product guanine nucleotide-binding protein G(I)/G(S)/G(O) subunit gamma-3. The transcript is spliced from 3 exons. NCBI's taxonomy places the organism in Eukaryota, Metazoa, Chordata, Actinopteri, Cypriniformes, Cyprinidae. Gene Ontology annotation, cellular component: heterotrimeric G-protein complex. The record is from RefSeq and is a predicted model, not a curated record. The coding region runs from base 163 to 390 and encodes 75 amino acids. Gene Ontology annotation, biological process: G protein-coupled receptor signaling pathway. Gene Ontology annotation, molecular function: G-protein beta-subunit binding.